CUUCUUCUUCUUCUUCUUCUUCUCCUUCUCGGCUCGACUGCGUCGGGAUUUCAUCCAUACAACCUUGGCAAUCGUCACCCUCGCCAAUUCGCCCACUCUUCAAGAUGGGUUGCCUCACUCAUCGCAAGAAGGUCAUUGACCAACGUGCCGAGCAGAAAUGGGACUACAUCAACCUCAAUGACUUCAAGUCUCGAGGAUGCCUUACUCCGUUCGCCUACUUUUACCUCUGGCUCAUGUUGAUCAUCUCCCUCGCCGUCUACGGCGUCGAUAUGUUCACUGCCAUCAACCUCCUGGCUUUCGACCGCUGGUCCUCCGAAAUCGACCCCGCCAUCGACUUCAAGAUCUCGAAAUGGAUCUUCUCCAUUUCCAUCAUCGCCUCCUUCGUCAAUCUCGCCUUCGAGCACUUCCGGGCGCACCGCGUUAUGAAGCGAGGAAACGUAGCUGAAUGCUACCUCGACACCAUUGCCGUUCGCCUCGAGAGUAUCCGAUUCGGAAAGGGACAGGGCUGGAAGCGCUUCUUGGUCUUUGCCGAACUCACCAAGAGCAAGAAGGGAGCCGAGUACAUUGCUCUGUUCACCUACUUCAGCUUUCAAUCCUGGAUUCGUGUACUGGUCUGUUCCGGACCUCGUCAGGUCGUCAACGCAUUGACUCUCAAGUCUGUCUACGAUGCCAAGCUUGCCGUUCACGAAAUCUCCGUCGAGGGCUCCCUGCUUGGUUUCUUUGAUAAGAUUAAGACCCUUGCCACGGAGGACUAUCAGCAGGCUCUCAUCCUGUCGGGUAUGGUCUUCACCCUACUCAUCUGGGUCUUCUCCGCUCUGUACCUCAUCAUGGCCGUCCUCUUCUACGUUUUCUUCCUCUUCCACUGGGUUCCCAAGGCCGACGGAGGUCUCUCAGGCUACUGUGAGCGCAAGGUCACCAAGGCCCUCAUGAAGAUUGUGACCGUCAAGGUCAACAAGGCAUUGGCAAGACAGGAGGAAACCAAGAGAAGGUUAGAAAUGAAGGCGGCCAAGAAGAAUGGCGAAAAGUUGCCGCUGGAGCGACAGGCAACUCUGCCGACUCUACCCAACGUUGGAGACCCAGACAAAUUGGCCGAGAUGCCCAUGUUUGGCCGCAACGACACUUUUGCAACGCUGCCCGCCUACGAGUCUCGUCCUGGAACCCCCAGCAGCAUCGAGCUCAACUCCAUGGAUCAAAAACGCCCGCUGCCGUCGAGAAUGGGCACCACCACAUCCACUGCCAGCUACUCGUCACGCGCACCUCUUGUUGGCGGCGCUGCGGACUUUGGCUAUCAGCGCUCAGCUUCACCGGCUCCUUCUCUGCCGCCCAUGGACUUGAACAACUACCCGCCUCAGCGCCCUGGCACCUCCAACUCACAGAGGAGCUUCCGGCCUCAAAUCUCUCACGUGCAAACCAAUUCACAGAGUUCUCUCCGUGGUGGUUUCUCAGAGAGCCCCUCCACCUACUCUCCCGACACGAUGCCUGCCUUCCCUCCGCCUAUGAGGACCAACACUGGCCGAUCGGUAGAAAGCUUCAGAUCGCAAAGACAAAACACCUACCAGAGUGACCGUGCCACACCGGCGCCCAGAGGCACCUACGACGACUACUCGAACCAGUCCACUGGACGGGCAAGUCCGGCGCCCUCAGCAUACUCGCAGCGCGCUCCUGCGCCCAUGCCCCGUGGCCCCGGCCCGCUCAACAACACCCCGUACCAAGCGUACCAGCCGUUCAACCCGCAACGGAGCGCGACUGGUCCGGUUCCUCCGCGAGGCCCGCCGAAUGCUCCCAUGCGGAACAUGACAGCGCCGGUCCCUCCCCGGCCGCAGGACGACUACUUCAACCGUCCCGGUACAUCACAGAGCCAGCGACCGAGCCCCCGCGGUCCGGGAUACGGCUACAACAACGAUGUAGAAUCCCAGAGGGACCCGCGGUACUAGGAGUACCGUGCUCCUUUCUGGGGCUCAUAGAUCGCGCGUUUACAGGGUUAUGCGGCUACGUCCCGCAUUUUCUUUUUUUCAUAAUGUCUUUAUGAUUCAAAAGGGGUUUCUACUUUUUGCGCUGGAAUCAAAGCGCAUCUUUCACGAAAGGCCUGUCUCGUCAUUUCCUCUUCGCCUACAUCUGAGCCUCUCACACUUUUCUUCCUUUUAGGAUACACAAAAGUAUUGAGAGCGAGAUGAAGUUGGCUUCUCAUCCGUCUUUUUACGACCAUCCUUUCGAUACCCCCCGAACUAUUUCGCUUCAUUCUCCGUUCGUCCAUGUACUACUAGGAAACCAAGGGUCUACUGGCUACAGAAGUGCUCCAAGAGCCGCUAGAGAGGAAAACCACAACAAUCCAGCUGUACUUUUAGAAAUUGAAAAAUAACAAAGUCUAUUGACGACAA
Colletotrichum phormii is the source of this 2378-nucleotide messenger RNA. RefSeq lists its product as uncharacterized. The transcript is spliced from 3 exons. Gene Ontology annotation, molecular function: potassium ion transmembrane transporter activity. Bases 105 to 1934 code for a protein of 609 amino acids. NCBI's taxonomy places the organism in Eukaryota, Fungi, Ascomycota, Sordariomycetes, Glomerellales, Glomerellaceae. Gene Ontology annotation, cellular component: plasma membrane. The record is from RefSeq and is a predicted model, not a curated record. Gene Ontology annotation, biological process: potassium ion transmembrane transport.